Ogataea philodendri is the source of this 924-nucleotide messenger RNA. RefSeq lists its product as uncharacterized. The record is from RefSeq and is a predicted model, not a curated record. Lineage: Eukaryota; Fungi; Ascomycota; Pichiomycetes; Pichiales; Pichiaceae. The transcript has 4 exons. Bases 1 to 924 code for a protein of 307 amino acids.
AUGCUGUUGGCUCUCCGACGGCCACCUGUCGGAGCCGUUGUUGGACUCGUUGGCUGGGUAGUCCUGGGUUUGUUCUGUACGAGGCCAGUUCUUGCCAAUGGAAACAUCCAUGAAAUACUUCUUUUUGAAGAAGUUGAGGAUGCGGAUAAGCACCAAGAAAUUGCCCAUGAUGAACUCUACCAUCACAAGCUUGUUUUCCGGGAGAUUCAGCAGUUUUCUGUUGUCAACAAGACCUUCCUCGUCGAACACCAAAGAAAGCAACAAACAUGGGAGCAUGGUGAUGCCCAAGUUGUUGUUGACAAUGAAAUCCCCGUUAAACGGUGUAUUCAUGAACUGGUGGAGAUUCUUGUAGUCGAACAGGACGUCUAUUGGUAUUGCGAUUUUUUUACAGAGCUGUUGGCUAGUUUGGGACGGCGAGUUGAAGAAGUCGACGAAAUAGUGGAGAUAGACGUGGCCAAGGAUGAUGAGAUGGUUGACGAACUUGUUGAAACUGGGACCGGAGUUCUGGCGUCGUCGAACUCGUUCAUGCGACACGCGCCCAAACAGAUGAUCAGAUACAGCAUUUCGUCGGUAUCGGACAAUCCCUGGAGCUUGCUAAGGUUAAUGCUUGGGAGGUUGGCCUGCCAUUUUUUGCAGCUACCAAAAGCAAUGAUGUACUUGCCAACGGAACAAUUGAGCUUCAAGUCCAGAUACCCAAACUUGUUGGACAGUGUCAACAACGAGGUGAUGGUCUUCUCUGCAAUGAGGGCUGAGCUAUCCUCUGUGGAUUCCGCCUCGUUAGGCGAAUUUGGUAUAGCCGAUAAUUGCAAGUUGACGGGCCCGGAGUCUGAAGCUCCGGUAGGAGAUUUCAACAAUUCGUCCUUGGUGGAGAUGUUAUCAUCAAUGUUGUGCUUAAGAACCAGUCCAUGGACAGUUCGAAGAUGA